Penicillium digitatum Pd1 is the source of this 564-nucleotide messenger RNA. NCBI's taxonomy places the organism in Eukaryota, Fungi, Ascomycota, Eurotiomycetes, Eurotiales, Aspergillaceae. The record is from RefSeq and is a predicted model, not a curated record.
AUGGAGAGAGUCAAUCGCUAUCAAUCAACCCGUCGGAAUGAUAAAACUGUGGCCGUUUUACAAGCCUUUCAUACCCACCUUCCUCCCGAUGGAAAAGCGAAUUUUGUCCGGCAUGGUCAGACAUUGGACACAGAUCAAGCCAUCCAUGAUCAUGCCGAGUCCCUUGUGAACGGCCUUCUCGCGCCAUUAAGGUCCCUAAGUUCAACACCAUGCAUCUCUCCGCGGUUGGGAAUGGAAGAUUCCAUUGAAAACUUUGCUUCACAGUCAACCGGCCCACUAGUGAGAAAAUCCCGUUUGAAAACUGACUGUCUUAAGAGGGAUGGCGGAAAAUGUAUAGUCACCAAGGUUUUUGACGUGGAAUCAAUUGACAAAAGCGACCGAAGUCUUACGGCCACAUACACUGAGUGCGCGCAGAUCAUUCCCUUUUCCUUGGCGUCAUGGAAAGAUGAGCGUGAAGAACACGCAAAGAAAAUUGUCUGGACAACCUUAGUCAGGUUUUCCCAGCCCUCGAGAAUCGAAUUCACUUUACCCGAGAAAAUAUCGAUGACACGCAUCAUGCAAUGA